GUAAAUUUACAGACCAAGUGGCAUCCAUACUGUCGCCACCGCUGAAGUCAGGAGUAUAGGUUGUCCAAAAAAAAAGGCGAGCCGAUGACAGAGCAACAAGCAGACGCGAGGUCUUACCUCAGCGAGGAAAUGAUCGCUGAGUUCAAGGCCGCGUUUGACAUGUUUGAUGCUGAUGGUGGUGGUGACAUCAGCACCAGGGAAUUGGGUCAAGUAAUGAGAAUCCUGGGUCAGAACCCAACCAGGGAAGAGUUGGAUGCCAUCAUUGAGGAAGUGGAUGAAGAUGGAAGCGGCACCAUUGACUUUGAAGAGUUCUUGGUGAUGAUGGUGAGGCAGAUGAAAGAGGAGGCAAAAGGAAAAUCUGAAGAAGAGUUGGCAGAAGUCUUUCGUGUAUUUGAUUUCAAUGCUGACGGUUUCAUCGAUCGUGAUGAGCUGAUUGAGGUCCUCAAGGGUGCUGGGGAGCAUGUUUCAGAGGAAGAAAUUGAUGAACUUAUAAGGGAGGGGGACAAGAACAAUGAUGGCAAACUUGACUUUGAUGAAUGGGUGAAGAUGAUGGAGAAUGUCCAAUAAAUGACCAACAUUCCUCAGCAACCCAUUACCCUCUCCUUUCUGAAAGAAACAUCUUGCACCUCUCCAAUACAAAAUCAAUCACUCCUAUUGUCUUAAGGCUCGGUCCCGCUUCCAAGAUCAGCAAGCAUAAAUCAUUCAACAAUUUAAUGAGUAGUGUGUUGUUGCUCUCCGUCUGUAGCCAACUGAUCAGACAUCUGAAAUAUACAUGCUGAUUGCAAAGAACUCAAAAUCUGUUCGACAGGACUAGACUAGAAGCAGAGAGCUUCGUAGCUGCGACAGUUCUCUGUUUGUGAGGAAGAAGCGACCUCCCAUGAAACUCUUAAUGAUUUUGUUACCAGCAUAGAACACAGCACAAUUCAUUCAAAACCCUUUCCUAAUAAAGUUAAUGUCAUCUUUUUCA
Molecule: messenger RNA, 967 nt
Organism: Rhincodon typus (whale shark)
Lineage: Eukaryota; Metazoa; Chordata; Chondrichthyes; Orectolobiformes; Rhincodontidae
Product: troponin C, skeletal muscle
Exons: 6
Coding region: 85-567 (160 amino acids)
Molecular function (GO): calcium ion binding; enzyme regulator activity
Source: RefSeq, a predicted model, not a curated record